Nicotiana tabacum (common tobacco) is the source of this 820-nucleotide messenger RNA. RefSeq names its product CASP-like protein 1C2. NCBI's taxonomy places the organism in Eukaryota, Viridiplantae, Streptophyta, Magnoliopsida, Solanales, Solanaceae. The record is from RefSeq and is a predicted model, not a curated record.
UGGCCAAGUGCCACUAGUUCCAAAUUGCAAUAGCAUGAAAGGGUCCUCUCAAAAGGGUUUCGUUGGAUCUUAUUGAUUACUAGCACUAUAUAUUAAUGGCACGAGUUUAUUUGUAUACACUCAUUAGGAUCAUCAUAUUUCUGCUUAGGCUUUUAGCCUUGGGGGCUAGUGUUGCAGCCAUUGUUAUCAUGGUCACCAGCCAUGACUCUGCUCAAGUCUUGGGCAUGACCUUUGAAGCCAAAUUUGCUAACACGCCAACGUUCAAGUACUUUGUUGGAGUGAAUAUACUAGCAAGUGCCUAUUCCCUCAUAGUUCUUUUUUCCCCUACCAAGAACUUGCUGGGACGCAUUAUACUCAUUUCAGAUAUCAUUAUGACAUUGCUGUUGGACUCAAGCAUAUCAGCAUGUUUGGCAAUAGCACAAGUGGGGAAAAAGGGGAACAGUCAUGCAGGUUGGCUACCAAUUUGUGGACAAGUUCCAAAGUUCUGUGACCAUGUUGCUGGAUCUCUUAUUGCUGGAUUUGCAGCUUCUAUUCUCUAUUUUCUUCUUCUUCUUUGUUCUUUUCACAAUGUUCUAAAUCUUUACACUCUCAAAGCUUAGACUUAUAAUCCUCCUUCUUCGUGGAAAUUUUACAGCUUUUUGUUGAUCUUUUCUUAAAGAAUAUCAUUCCCCCGGCCCUAUUUUGUACUAUUUUUUGUGUUUCUAGAUACAUGCUAUAUGUAGUUGAAAUAUUGUAAUGCGAAAAGAAAGAUUUAAAGACAUCUUUGUCAUGUUUGGUAUGCUUAUCUUCACAUAAUAUAAAUAUAAUUAAUGUUUCAAUC